Molecule: messenger RNA, 426 nt
Organism: Hibiscus syriacus
Lineage: Eukaryota; Viridiplantae; Streptophyta; Magnoliopsida; Malvales; Malvaceae
Product: ribonuclease 3-like protein 1
Exons: 3
Coding region: 1-426 (141 amino acids)
Source: RefSeq, a predicted model, not a curated record
AUGAAAUUGCAAGAAUCUCUUGACGAUUAUUGCAACCCAGAAACCCUUUCCACUAAUAAGGCAACUUCCUCUCUUGUUUCACCUUGCACCUCGCCUAGUAGCAGACCUCUGCAUUCUUUCGAAGCAAAAGCAGGAAAUUCAGCAUCAAGUAGUUGUGGGAUUGACUCGCCAUCCAAAGGUGAAUCACAUACUCAUACUGCGAGAUCACAGUUACACGAAAUCUGUGCCAUCAAUUGUUGGAAACCCCCUUUGUUUGAAUGCUGCAAAGAGGAAGGACCGAGCCAUUUGAGAUCAGUAAUUAUAGAAAUCGAAGAAGCCUUGGAUAUGAUCUUGGAGUGCUUCAGCAGUCCUCGGACCACAAAGAAGGCAGCCGCUGAGCAUGAAGGUGCAUUGUGGUACCUAAAACAUGAAGGGUACCUACAAUAA